AUGGCCACGAUCCUUCUGGAACUGACAGUCCCUGAGCUUGGGCAAGAGGAAACUGAGGCACAGGGAGGCGGGAUUGCCCUUCCUGGAGGCACGGGGCUGGUCCGUGAAGGGGGUGCGUGGGGGCGGGGAGGAAGGGCCUCCAAGACCUCCCCAGGACGAAUCAAGCAGAGUAACGGCCGCUCUGCCCCGCCCCCUUCCCAGACUACAUCUCCCAGGAGCCUCUGCUUCCGCCUUGCCCCCGCCUCGCCCCCCUCCCUUUGGACUACAUCUCCCAGGAGCCUCUGCUCCCACCUCGCCCCCCGGAAGGCCGCUCGGGUCAGCGGGGCUAUGAGAGCGAUGGCGGCGGCGGCGGCGACGGCGGCGGCGUGGGCCCAGCGGCUGGCGGGCGUGCGCGGGCUGCUGCUCGACGUCUCCGGAGUGCUCUACGACGGCGGCGAUGGCGGGGGCACGGCCAUUCCCGGCUCCGUCGAGGCCGUGGCCAGGAUCAAGCAGUCAGGCCUGAAGCUUCGGUUCUGCACAAAUGAAUCCCAGAAGUCUCGGGAUAAGUUUGUGGGAUUGCUUCAGCGUUUGGGAUUUGACAUCUCGGUGAAUGAAAUCACGUCUCCUGCCCCGGCUGCUUGCCAGAUUCUGAAGGAGCGAGGCCUGCGGCCCUAUCUCCUUGUUCAUGAUGAUGUCCUCCCUGAAUUCAAUGAGAUGGACACCUCAAAUCCAAACUGCGUUGUCAUUGCGGAUUCAGGGGACAGCUUUUCUUACCAAAAUGUGAACAAGGCCUUCCGAGUUCUCGUCAGCCUGGAAAAUCCUGUGCUCAUAUCCCUGGGAGAAGGACGCUACUACAAAGAGAGCGACGGCCUGAUGCUCGAUGUCGGCCCGUACGUGAAGGCCCUGGAGUACGCCUGUGAUAUCCGAGCUGAAGUGGUGGGAAAACCAGCCCCCGAGUUCUUCCAGGCGGCCUUAAGGGAAAUGGGCCUGGAGGCUCACGAGACCAUCAUGAUUGGAGAUGAUAUUGUGAGCGACGUCGGAGGGGCCCAGCGCUGUGGGAUAAGGGCGCUGCAGGUGCGCACAGGAAAGUUCAGGCCCUGCGAUGAACACCACCCUGAGGUGAAGGCGGAUGGCUAUGUGAAUGACCUGGCUGAAGCUGUGGACCUCAUCCUACAGUACGCCAACAAAUGACUGGAGCCUGCCAGGGCCCUAGAACCUCCGGGGCUCCCACUUGGCCUCUGGGCCUGGCCACCCCAUCCAUUCCCACAAUCAACCCCUCCCCAGCACAAGCCUAGGCAAGGCCCCACCUUCUGCCGUAGCUCCAGACCCCCAGGGACAGCCGCUCAGAGACUAACCUAUGAAAAGAAAGACAAGAACCCACCCCAGCUGCAAGUUUUCCCUUCUCAAAGUAUCUGAACCGACAGGACUCCUUUUUCCCACCAGGCUCUGUCUGUGACUGCAGCCCACAGGGUAAAGAGAUUGCUGUUUCUCCGGGGGGGCUUUUGGUUGAUGUGCCCCGGCCAAACUCGGGCCUUCUCCAGGAGUUGUCCCUGGUUCCACUGGGAGCCCUUCCCUCCCAACAGGUGCCCUGGAACUCAGGCCUAGUGAGGAUUUUUAAUCAUUUCACUCCAGUGUUUCCUGGCCUGGAAUGUUUCUAUUGGUUGUGAUCAAAAGAACCCCGUGAACCUUGGGUGACCCCCCCCAUUAUAGGAUGCCCAAUGGUCCCCCACCCUCACCCCACCCUCACCCCAUCCUGCAAUCAUGUCCAGAGGAGGAAUUUCCCUUCCCGGGCUUCUUGGAGUACUUGGGGAUUUCUCAUUAUCCCGGGCCCUAUGCAUGAGUGCCUGGGGGCUGCUCUUCUUGCCCUCCCAGGGCUGAGGGAUGUGCCUACAUGCCUGGUGGCCGGACCUGUCAUCUGCAGGCUUUCCUAGUGUUUCAGAGGCCUCCCAGCCAGGGCUGACCUGGCCCUCAGGGUGGCCGAGGGCAGCCAGGCUGCUGGGACGCCAGGCCUGGUGCUUGAGGAGUCCUACUGACCGUACUUAACCUUCACUGACCAAACCAGCUGCCCCGAUAAUUCCACUUAUGAGUCUCAAUGAAUAAGGAUAAAUAAAUGACACCCCAUGCUUCCUAAA
Messenger RNA from Vombatus ursinus (common wombat), 2111 nucleotides. It is a transcript of the gene LHPP, whose product is annotated as phospholysine phosphohistidine inorganic pyrophosphate phosphatase. Gene Ontology annotation, cellular component: cytosol. The coding region runs from base 1 to 1170 and encodes 389 amino acids. The record is from RefSeq and is a predicted model, not a curated record. Gene Ontology annotation, molecular function: phosphatase activity; inorganic diphosphate phosphatase activity. The transcript has 8 exons. Gene Ontology annotation, biological process: dephosphorylation. Lineage: Eukaryota; Metazoa; Chordata; Mammalia; Diprotodontia; Vombatidae.